Molecule: messenger RNA, 2026 nt
Organism: Toxorhynchites rutilus septentrionalis
Lineage: Eukaryota; Metazoa; Arthropoda; Insecta; Diptera; Culicidae
Product: U3 small nucleolar RNA-associated protein 6 homolog
Exons: 1
Coding region: 70-1875 (601 amino acids)
Biological process (GO): maturation of SSU-rRNA from tricistronic rRNA transcript (SSU-rRNA, 5.8S rRNA, LSU-rRNA)
Cellular component (GO): Pwp2p-containing subcomplex of 90S preribosome; small-subunit processome
Molecular function (GO): snoRNA binding; protein binding
Source: RefSeq, a predicted model, not a curated record
AAAAGAAAACAAUCAAACCGCAGAAGUCCGCGUGUUUUUAAACGUAAUAGUUCGGAACGUAUUACAGAUAUGGGUGAAUUUAUUGAAAAACGACGGGAGCUUUCCAUCCACGAGUAUGAAUUUAUGAAACAUCUUAAACUGUUCACGGAGGAGGAAAUCCGUGACAUCAAAAACAAGCGAUUCCAGCAUGAGCACAAAGUGGAACGACGCACGAAAGAGUUGAUAGACUUUAUCAACUAUAUUGUGUACGAAAAUAAUCUGCUGGAGCUGUUGGCGGAACGCAGGUCGAAGCUAAGGAUUCGGGACGGCAAGCACAGUUUGGAGAAAAGCAUAGAGAAUCGCAUCCGGGUGCUGUACAGGCGGGCUAUGGACAGGUUCCCAACGGAGUAUCGUCUGUGGGUGCAUUAUUUGAAGCACUGCGAGAAGCAUGGUUUUACAUCGGAGGGAUCCCGAACGUUGGACAAAAUGUUGAAUUUUCAUGGCGACAGGCCGAACGCUUGGAUAUGUGCUGCAAACUGGGAGUACACCCAGGCAAAUGAUGUCGAGCGGGCGAGACAUUUCAUGUUCCGGGGUCUUCAGCGGCAUCCGAAAUGUAGAGAGUUGUAUCUAAAUUUUCUGGCACUGCAUUUUAAGGAGAUGGAGAAAAUAGUGGAAAAUUCUGCGGAGAAUGACGAAAAACUGGACGACAAUAAUCCGAUGCUAUGCAAAACAUUGGAGUACAUCCAGCUGAUUUAUAAGCACUAUGAGAAGAAGAAUAAUGAUUUAGACUUUUACGUUGAUCUUAUUCACAGUUUAAAGGAUUUGAAGCUGCUGAAAAGCUUCGCGGAUCAAGUGACGGAAGAUAUGAAGACUGCUUUCACUACGAAGGAGAAGAUGUGGCAUACGUUGGCACUCCUUGCACUGGAUGGAUCCCAAGUUUUGGAAAAUAGCGAAGAUCGUGACUGUACAGAGGAUAUGGAGGCUCCAACUUUCAAAUCUGCUGAAGACGAUGGCUCAUUCCGGGAACGCCUUGAACGAUGCGUUCAAGUUUACGACGAUGGUCUGAAAGUUCUUCCAACGAAGCAGAUGUGGACUUAUUAUAUAGAAACAAUGCUCAAAAUUAAUGAGGAUAUGUCGUCCCAACAGAAGCUUCGACGUAAAGUGCUUGGAGCUGCCUUCAAAAAAGCAUACGAAAGUAAUUCUCUAGAAGAGGAUAAAUUUGUACAGUAUCUAAAGCUUUUGAUUCACGGUGAUAUCACACAAAAACCAUUCAUCACCGAGGUGUUCCAUAAAGCCACUGAAGCUUAUCCCAGUUCAUGUGCAUUCUGGGAACUUUACCUGAACUAUCUGGUAAGAAAUGACGCAACCACAGAUGAGAUUGAAUUUUUUUUCGCCAGAUCCCUCCAACAGUGCACAACAAAUCCUCUCCCUCUUUGGAAAGCUCGUUUCCAAUGUUACAAUACCCGCUUAGAACUAUCGGACAAGCUCGAGCAAAUGUUAAAAGAAGCAAUCGUACAAACAGCGCCAAUAUCAAACCACUUCCAGCCUCGCUACUUAGAGUUCGUGACCGAUAGCCAAGAUAUUAACUCAGCUCGUAAGGCAUAUCAAGAGUUGCAAAAAGCGUGCGCGCCUUGCUUGGAUCUUCACAAGAAAAUGGCCGAACUGGAAUCAAUUCAACCGCAGCCCGACAUUAGCCAUUGGAGAAUAUGCCACGAAAAUGCGACUCAAUAUUUUGGGACCACGAGUGUGGAAGUGUGGAUUGAUUACAUCAAAUUCGAACUGAGCAAUGGUUCGCCUAAAAAUAUGCAAUCACUAUACGAGCGGGCAAAAGCGCGAUUGGAUGCCGAUCUGGUUGGGGAAUUUGUCACAGGAUAUGAACUGUUAAGAGUUAACUGAGAAAUAAAUGCGUUGCACAUAUAGUAAUAGAUUCAUUUUACAAUUAGCAGUACGACGCGUCGAACUGAAAUUAAAUUUAAAUAAAACUCGGUAUAAGAAUUUUUCAUUUAUUUUGAAAAAUGUUUAUUGUUUCUUUUUUGUUCGUGUUCCC